CCAGCGCUUAGCUCGUUAGCCUGCUAACAGUAGUCGUGCACGGGGCCUUCUUUCCACGGGGAUUGUCAGCGGUCUGGUGGCGUAGGGACCGUGUUCUCCACGGCUCACUGAGGGGGAGAUGGCUGAUCUCAAACCUACUGGUGGUGACCUAUAUACAGAAUAUAGAAAUACUCUUCCUGGUAUGUCUGUGGAACAAACUAAACAGAUCGAGGUUGCUAUCAAAGCAGGAAACUUCUUAGAAGCAGCUUCUAUGGUGCAGACAUUCAAGAAUUUGUCAGGCAUUGAUUUCAAUAUCGCCGUCACGGGGGAGUCGGGAUCUGGCAAAUCAUCUUUGGUCAAUGCCAUCCGGGGCCUGGAAGAUGAAGACAAAGGUGCUGCUGAGACCCGUGUGAUGGAAAUGACCAAAGCACCAGUACCAUAUUGUCAUCCUACCUGUCCCAUAAUGAUCGUCUGGGACCUGCCCUCGAUUGGGACCCCAGAUUUUCGGCCAGACACUUAUCUGAAAGAAGUGAACUUCAGCCGCUACAAUGUCUUCAUCAUCAUCGCUUCAGAGAGGAGCAGAUUCUGCCACACCAAGCUGGCCCGGGAGAUAAAGAAGAUGGGAAAGAAGUUUUUCUUUGUACGCUCCAAAGUGGACUUGGACCUGUAUAAUGAGGAAAGCAAAGAGAGCUUCAAUGAAGAGAGAACCCUGGAGAAAAUUAGAAAGGACUGCGUCAACAACCUGUCCAGAGUAGGGGUGAGCUCCCCGCAGGUUUUCCUUGUCUCGAGUAGGGAAUUUCAGAAAUACGAUUCUCCACAGCUGCAGAAGGCUUUGCUAAAGGAAUUCUAUAACCACAAGAUGGAGAUGUUCAGAGCCACUGAAGCCACCAGGGACAGUGGGAUAAUGGAAGAUUCAAACACUCACUGGGAUGGUUUCUUUUCAAAAUGGAGCAGUAAACUGCCCGGUCUGUCUGAGGAGGAAACUGAAAAGUUCCAGACCGCUGUCAAAGCUGGGAACUUCUCAGAAGCCAUGUCUGUGGUGAAGAUGUCUGAUGACAUGUUAAGAAAUACCACGCUCAACAUCGCCAUCACAGGGAACUCGGGCUCUGGGAAGUCGUCUUUCAUCAAUGCCAUAAGAAGCCUGAACGAUGAUGACAGAGGCGCAGCUGAGACUGGAGUGACAGAAACAACAAAGGAUCCAACUGCUUACCCCCAUCCCAUUCACCCAAAUGUGAUUGUGUGGGACCUUCCUGGGAUCGGAACAACGAAAUAUCCAGCAAAAACUUACCUGACCGAUGUGAAUGUUUAUCGUUAUGAUUUCUUCAUCAUCGUCGCAGCCGGGCGCUUCACAGAAGCUGACACCAAACUUGCCAAAGAAAUCAACAGCAUGGAGAAGAAGUUUUACUUUGUCCGCACCAAGGUGGAUGUGGACUUGGCUAAUGAACAAAAAAAAAAAGAUUUCAAAGAAGAGAAAACUCUAGCGGCAAUCAGAAGUGACUGCCUGGAGCAGCUACAAAAAGCAGGGAUCAUCUCCCCACAGGUUUUCCUGGUGUCAAGAUGGGACUUUCACAAGUACGAUUCUCCCCUACUGCAGGAGACUUUUGCAAAUGACCUCAACAUUCACAAGAGACACGUUCUCAUCUGUGCCCUGCCCAGCACCUCUGAAGAAAUCUUGAAAGAGAAACAGAAGGCCCUGCAGGAACAGAUCUGGAAACAAGCCCUGAAGUCGUGCGCUCUCGCUGCUGUUCCUCUCCCAUUUCUCUCAGUUAAGUGUGAUGUCGACAUCCUGGUGGAGAACAUGAGAGAGUAUUGCAAGUCAUUUGGCCUGGAUGAUGAUUCCAUCGAAUCACUUGCUAAACAAGUUCGGAUGUCUGCUGAUGAGCUGAAGUGUGUAAUAAAGUCCCCUCUGGCCAAAGAUAUAACAAGAGAAGAGGCUUUGAAGCGUCUCAGAGAGGCUACAGGGGAACCUAUGAUGAGAGUUAAAUCUUUUAUCAGCCUGAUACCACUGAUUGGCACUGGGAUAGCAGCAAAGAAGUCUUACAGUGUCACCUCUGAAGUGUUACUUAGGUUUUUGGAUGAAGUUGCAGAAGAUGCUCAACGAGUCCUGAAAAAGGCUUUGGAGGGAGCAGGGAAUAACCAAUAACAGUGUCCCAAGGCAGAGCUUCUCCCCAGCUUCCCAGGAUAAACUGCCACAUCCCUGGUCUCCUUUCUGCAGUUUGAUUGUCCCAAAUGUAAACAAACCAAGAGACAAAACCAUUUUUCAGCUCAACCUUCCACUGCCGACUUUCACAGCCUCUCCUCCCAGGGGUCUCUGGCAGUCCUGCUGCUCCUGCUUCCUGGCUCUCUCUCAGCCAGUCCCUCCUCAGUGGGUCUCUCUAGGGUCUGUCCGCACUGCACACUAAGCAUGGACUCCGACUCGGGUUUAAUCCUCAGCCCCACUUCCUUCCACAGCCAAAUCAGACUGACUUGGGUUAGUGAGCACUCAGGAACAGGUUGUAGGACUCUGCCGGGAGGUUGGGUCAAAGCCUGAGUCCCACUGAGACUCAGGUCCAAGCCCUGUCAUUCUCCAGUAUGGACACAACUCAUGCUGCAGACCCCAAUCAGAAGCUCUGCGUAAUGCAGUGUGGACGUGCUAGCACAGCCCUGAGACCUGGGUCCAGCACUUGUAAACCCAGGUUUCCAGUGAAAUGUGGACGCUCAUGUGCAGGCUUGGAAACACCGAGUCCAUAAGGUCAGGUCCCAGAGACCCAGGCUUACAAUGCAGUGUAGACAUGCUUUCUCGGACCUGUAUCGCCCCAGGUGGCAAAAAACAGAAGAGCAACAGGUCUGACACCAAACCCAGGUCUAGUGGAGACUCGAUCUGAGUAGAGAGGAGGUGGCGUUUCCUUCCUUCUCACAUGUAAUGUGACAGAUGAGAGAAAGACUGACUAGGAUUUGGGGAGGGGAGGGAACAGCUACGUUUUUUCUUUUAAAAAGAAGAUGAUU
Messenger RNA from Trachemys scripta elegans, 2964 nucleotides. RefSeq names its product interferon-inducible GTPase 5-like. Gene Ontology annotation, cellular component: membrane. Gene Ontology annotation, molecular function: GTP binding; GTPase activity. Lineage: Eukaryota; Metazoa; Chordata; Testudines; Emydidae. Bases 119 to 2122 code for a protein of 667 amino acids. The record is from RefSeq and is a predicted model, not a curated record. The transcript is spliced from 3 exons.